Messenger RNA from Symbiodinium sp. CCMP2456, 391 nucleotides. The record is from the annotation of a GenBank genome assembly. Lineage: Eukaryota; Dinophyceae; Suessiales; Symbiodiniaceae.
GUUUGUCAUCUACGACCUGUUGAAGCGGAACUUCUUCCAAAGAGAGGCAGAGAUUUCCGCGUCCAAUGCCUUCAUUGCCGGCGCAAUCGCGAAGUCCGUGGCUACCUGCGCAACUUACCCGUUCCAAGUUGCUCAGACACGACAGCGAGUGCAUCGACGAACGCCGGGGGUGGCCGAGACGGGCAUCUUCGACUGCCUCAUCGAAGUGGUGGUCAUGAGCGGCUUCGCAGCCCUGUAUGCUGGCAUUGAGGCGAAACUCCUGCAGACCGUGCUCAACUCGGCACUGAUGUUCAUGUUCUACGAGAAGUUGGUGGCCCAACUGCAUGGCAUCUACGCCGCCAUUGCGGAAAACAGGAGUCGACGCCCCAAGCGAUUUCGUCAAGGCAUCUGA